AAAUCGCUUUUUUGAAGCUGGUAUUAGAGGGGGUGUAUCUCAGUGUAGCAAUCGUUUUGCUAGAGCAAAUAAUAAAUUCAUGGAGGAUUAUGAUAGUGAAAAAUCUAAUACAUUUCUAACAUAUUUUGAUGCGAAUAAUUUAUAUGGUUGGGCAAUGUCUCAAUCUUUUCCUGUUGGUGGUUUCGAAUGGAUAGAUUAUAAUACAGAUUAUAAUGUGUCAGAUAACUCUGAUUUCGGUUAUGUUUUAGAAGUUGAAUUGGAAUAUCGUGAUGAACUUCAUAAUUUGCAUUCUGACUUUCCGUUAUAUCCUGAAAACAUAUGUGUGGGUAAUACUAAAGAAACUAAAAUGGUUCCUAAUUUAACCUUCGGCAUACAAGGUGGGGUACAGAUAGUCAAUAUGAAUAAUUAUCUGCAGGAUGAUCGUAUUGCGGCGGCCUUAUUGGAAGAAAAUGAAACUUCGUCAGACGACGAAAACUUUGUGCCAUAUAGUGACGACGAAUCAGAUCACAUCAGCGUGGCUUCUGAAGUUCCAAGUGAUACGGACGUGGAAGAAGCCGAAAUCAACAUUGAACCAUAUUCAGAUGACACGGCAUCAACACCUCAACCAUUUUAUCUUGGAAAAGAUGGAAGAACAAAGUGGUAUAAAUUGCCCCCGCGAACCAAUGUUCGGACAAGGGCCGAAAAUCUAAUUACGCAUUUGCCAGGGUGUAAAGAUGCAGCACGACAUAAAAAAACCCACUUAGAAUGCUUCGAGACCUUUUUCACUGAUGAAAUUGUUGACAUGGUUUUGAAAUAUACAAACCAGAAGAUUUCUUUGAGAAUGGAAAACUCUACAUCGAAUCCAUCAUACGGGGAAACUAACAAAGCUGAGUUGAAAGCCGUGUUUGGGUUGUUGUUUUUGGCAGGUUUGUUUAGAUCUGGCCGGCAAAGUCUUAUAGACCUAUGGAGUAAUGACGGCACAGGAAUUGAAGUAUUUAGAAAUACUAUGACGAGACAAAGAUUUUCAUUUUUGAUAAAUAACUUGAGAUUUGAUGAUUUAUCAACUCGUACAGCAAGAGUUACUUUCGAUCGUUUGGCGCCAAUUCGAGAUGUUUUUGAUAUAUUUGUCAAAAACUGUCAGACUGCGUAUACACCGUAUGAAUACUUGACCAUAGAUGAAGAACUUGUGGCAUUUAGAGGAAGAUGUGCCUUUCGUCAGUACAUUCCAUCGAAACCAGCCAAGUAUGGGUUGAAAAUUUACGCUCUAGUGGAUGCUAAAACAUUUUACACAAUGAAUUUAGAAAUAUACUGUGGAAAACAGCCUGACAACAGUCCGUAUACAAUGAGUAAUAAACCUUUUGAUGUUGUUGAUCGUUUGGUAAGAUGCGUGUCCGGAUCUGGAAGGAACAUCACUAUGGAUAACUUUUUUAUGAGUUAUGAAACUGCUGAAAAUUUGCUCAAAAACCACAAAUUGACUGCCGUUGGAACACUAAGGUCAAACAAGACAUGCCUUCCACUGCAGUUCAAGGCUCGACGUGAAGAAAAAUCAUCUGUGUUUGGUUUUCAAAAAGACAUAACUAUUGUAUCUUACAUACCAAAGCCGCGAAAAUGUGUACACAUGAUGUCCUCAUUACAUCAUGAUGAUGAGGUGGAUCCAGAAAGUGGAGACCAAAGAAAGCCAUCUAUUAUAACGUUUUACAACUCGACAAAGAGCGGAGUUGAUGUUGUCGAUAAACUUGCGAGAACCUACGAUGUAUCCCGCAACUGUAAACGCUGGCCUCUUACCGUGAGGAGUUUUUUUCACCUUGUAUGCCGAAGGUUAAAUAAUAAAAUUAAAUACAUCGUUCACUACAGGAAUUUAAAACAAUGCAUUGAAAUGGGAAUUAAAUUAAUUAAAGUACAUAGAAUUUUAAAAACAGAGUUCUUGGUUAAAGAAAUAGACUUAAAUACUAGUUUGAGAACGUUAGCUACAUCAAACUUUGAAAAAGACUUUUUUAAAUUAAUGAACAAUUCUGUCUUCGGUAAGACUAUGGAAAAUAUUGAAAAAAGAGUAAACGUUAAACUACUAACUCACUGGGAUAAUCGUGAUAAAGUUUUAGGUGCUCAGGAUUGGAUUGCAAAACCAGAAUUCCAUAGUUUAUCAAUAUUUUCAGAACAUUAAGUCGCCAUACAAUUACGGAAAACAAAAUUUAUGAUAAUUUUGUAUUUUAGAUAUAUCUAAGAGUCUUAGACUAAGACCCUUAUGUAUGAAUUUCAUUAUAACUACAUGAUUAAAAAGUUUCAUAAUAAAAUUAAGUAUAUUGUACACCGAUACCAAUAGUUUGAUAUAUUAAAUUUUUACAGACAAUUUUUAUGAGGAUAUAAAACCAGAUCUACUUCACUAUUUCGAUACAUCAGAUUACCCGGAAAAUAAUAAUUACGGAUAUCCAAAAAUAAAUAAAAUACAAGUUAGGUUUUUAUAAAUAUGAGAAUAAUGGUAAAGUACUGAAGGAAUUUGUAGGGUUGCGAUCAAAAAUGUAUGCCUUAGAAAUAGAAGAUUAAUUUUAGCAAAGGCAAAAGGGGUUAACAAAAGUGUUACCAAAAAAAAUGAAUACGGAAAAUUACAAAUCGUGUUUGUUUAAUAAAAAUGUAUUAUAUUGUAGUAUGCUUUGAUUUAAGUCAAUCAAACACACUAUUUUUACACAAAAAAUAAAUAAAACAUCUUUAUCAUAUAAUGAUACCAAACGAUGUAUUAUGAACAACAACAUUGAUGCAUUGGCUUGGGGACAUUAUGAAUUACGCUAA
Messenger RNA from Colias croceus (clouded yellow), 2763 nucleotides. Its product is annotated as piggyBac transposable element-derived protein 4-like. The transcript has 3 exons. Bases 80 to 2140 code for a protein of 686 amino acids. Lineage: Eukaryota; Metazoa; Arthropoda; Insecta; Lepidoptera; Pieridae. The record is from RefSeq and is a predicted model, not a curated record.